Protopolystoma xenopodis is the source of this 204-nucleotide messenger RNA. Lineage: Eukaryota; Metazoa; Platyhelminthes; Monogenea; Polystomatidea; Polystomatidae. The record is from the annotation of a GenBank genome assembly.
AUGAAAACAGGAAUUCGUUCAACUGAGCGUGCUGUUGCGUGGAUCGGCCAAGCUGAAACGGUGGCUGAAUUGGCUUCCAGGGGAAAGAAGUCGUUGCUCUUCCUUCCUCUCUUCCUGUUCGACCGCCUUCCUUCCGUCCAGUCUUUUAUUAGUCGCCUCUCGGGCCGUGAUUUUAACGCCAGAUUGUUGGAUGGCCUGCGCUAG